Messenger RNA from Drosophila obscura, 2642 nucleotides. Its product is annotated as spondin-1. The record is from RefSeq and is a predicted model, not a curated record. NCBI's taxonomy places the organism in Eukaryota, Metazoa, Arthropoda, Insecta, Diptera, Drosophilidae. Gene Ontology annotation, molecular function: serine-type endopeptidase inhibitor activity. Gene Ontology annotation, biological process: cell adhesion. The transcript has 6 exons. Gene Ontology annotation, cellular component: extracellular matrix. The coding region runs from base 35 to 2605 and encodes 856 amino acids.
CGCUCAAGUCGAAUGGACUAGAUGAAUCUCCAGAAUGUGGCGGACCAACUCUUUUUCCCUAUUUCCACUGAUUCUGGCGGCGCUGACGAUCGGCACAGCCCACAGUCUGAUCUGUACACGCCGCCCGGCGAACACGGCCACGCCCAAGUCGCCAGUGGACGAGAACUAUGUGAUAAGCGUGACAGGCAAUCCGGAAACAUAUAUUCUCGGACAGGAGUACAACGUUUCGCUGAAUGCAUUCAACGGACAUCGCUACAUCAGCUUCAUUCUGGCGCUGGAGAACGAGAACGGGGACUUCAACUAUGCGGAUGAUCUCGGCCGCUUUGAGCUGAGCGACAUGACCGAGUCGCGCUUCAGCCCCAACUGCAUUAAUAUGGUGGAGAACACCAACACCAAUCCAAAGACACACAUGCACCUGACCUGGGUGGCGCCCAGCGAGCCCGGCAGCGGCUGCAUCCUGAUGCGGGCCACGGUCCUGCAGCAUCGCGACGUUUGGCACAUGGAUGACGGUGGACUGACUCGACGCAUUUGCGAGGAGGUCGUCGACGAUGUGGAGAGCCAGCCAACGGCUCCAUUGCUGGAUGUACCCUCCUGCUGUGCCUGCGAUGAGGCGCGCUAUGAGCUGACAUUUGAGGGCGUCUGGUCGCGCAACUUGCACCCACGGGACUUCCCGGCUCGAGGCUGGGAAACGCGUUUCUGUGAGCUUUUGGGCGCUGCCCACAGCGCCGAUUAUCGCUUCUGGGAGUCCGGAUCGCUGGCGAGCGAGGGACUCAAGCAAUAUGCGGAGCACUGCAGCUCGCGGCUGCUUGAGCGGGAAUUCAGCAUCAACUUUCGGGAUCAAAAGAUCCGCACCAUUAUCAAGGCACGCGGCCCGGCGUUCCCCAACAUGAGCAGCAAGUCCAUGGCCUCGGUGCGAGUGGAUCCAUUGCACCACAUGGUGUCGUUUGCCUCCAAGAUAGAGCCAUCGCCCGACUGGAUUGUGGGCGUCAGUGGACUGGAGCUGUGUCUGCGGAACUGCACGUGGCUGGAGGGGAAAGUCAUCAAUUUGUAUCCCUGGGACGUCGGCACGGAUGCGGGGCCCAGCUACACGUCUCCGGACCAGCCGCAAGUACCGCCAGAUGUCAUCAGGCGGAUGCGUUCCGACUUCCCAAACGAUCCGCGCUCGCCCUUCUACGACGAUUCGGGGGCGCCCAUGAAGCCCAUGGCAGUCCUGACGGUGCGACGCCAACGUAUCUACGAGCGACGGUGUGCGGAUGAAGACUCCAACAAUGCAGCAGAAGUACCCCGCGAGUGCCUCACACAUCCCUGGUCAAGCUGGAGCGACUGCUCAUCCAAAUGCGGCGAUGGCAUGCAGUACAGGCGACGCGUCUACAAGCAGCCUGAGCUGGCGAGGAUCUACAACUGCAACGUGCCGCAGUAUGAUGAACGCGAGUGCCAGGGCCAGAUAUGCGGUGCACACACUCUCAUGGGCAAUGUGGGAGACUUUGGUGAUCUAGACCCUGGAAUGGGAAUGGGCUUUGGCAUGGGCGGAAACACGCGUCAAUCGCCUGAGCAACGUGGUGCCGAGUGUCAACUGAGCCGCUGGAGCAGCUGGAGUCCAUGCAGCGUAACCUGCGGAGAGGGCUACGAAAUGAGGCAGCGGCAGUACCUCAAUCCGGGAGCCGAGCCAAAGUGCCAGGGUGUCCAUCGAAUGGAGCUGCAGGAGACGCGCAAAUGUGAGGGCAGAGCUUGCCUCGGUAAUCUGCCAGCAUCGAUUAGUGGCGACAUGGACAUGGGUAUGUCCCCUUACGGGGAGCCCAUGGGUGGCCGUGGCGGCGGAGGCAUGUAUGGCCCAAUUGAUGAGGCUCCAAUUGAUCGGAAUAGAGCGGAAUUCGGCUUUGCGGUUGGCAACCUCAAGGGCCACAAUCCCAUCUGGGGCGACAAUACACAGAAAUCGGAUGCUGCGUGGCUGCCAGAACGACAGCCAACUCUGAUCCAAGCGCCUCCAUCCUACAAGCAGCCAAGGAUUCAAAGUAAUUACAAUGCGGCCGGCGGCUAUGAACAGAGAACGGAAGCACCUUCAAUCUGGUCACGCCAACGUCCCAGCGACAUCUACCAGCCUUCGCGCUUAGAGGAUGUAGAGCGGGCGCCAUGGCAGCGACUGGACCCCGGAAACACCAACAGCAGAGAGUUUCUUACCUCGGAUACGGAUAUUCCCAGUGGUGGUAUAGAGCAGGAAGGAUGGCCACGACCCAACAGCUACCAGAACGGCGACACUGAUCCCGUCAUGUCGACUCGCUGCUUUCAAAUGCUGCACACCGUUCAGCCGCGCUGCCAAAAUCAAACGAUUACGGGACAGUUCUGGUUCUAUAACUUCUGUGCCGACGAAUGCAUGCUGUAUGCAACAGAUCCAUGCGAUCGCAAUUUGAACAAAUUCAGCAGGUGGGAGGAGUGCCAGAGAUGCCGCGAGCCCGAGCUGGCUCCUCUGCAGCAGCACCGCUCGAAUUCGCCGGAAUGCCAGGCCCUGAGAACCGCAUGGUAUGCUCAGGAGAGGGCGCGGGAAGAGCAACGAGCGUCGAACAGAAGACGCAACUACGGUGGCCAUCGGCAACGCGGUAGAAAUUAAGUAAAUAUAAUAAUUAACAUCUAGUUAAUACUUACAU